GGUCGUUGCGAUAUGCCUACUAUAUUGUUAUAUACCUACAUAAUAUUAUUAUAUAGUGUUGUGUGAUUGUGUGAACGGGAAUUAACGUUGCCCGCAGUUGUAACGAUGUGUCGAUAACGAAAAGUAUUAACAAACGUGCACGCCAAACGGGUUGAUCGUUUAUCGGUUCGUAAAAACUAAAAAAAAAAAGUAUAUUAAAAUAUUUAUGGUUUUUUUUAGACCAUAAAAUAUACUAUAACUAUCGUAAUAUACUUGCGAACGAACACUGCGACCCCGUUUGAAAUUAACAAAAUGUCUACCUUACCCGACGGCAUCUGCAAACAACUAUUCGCGUGCUUCAUAGUGUCCAUGCCCCUGUUGAUGGCCGGUACGACGCUGGGAUGGUCAUCGCCGAUGAUGGAAUACACGUUGAAAGGCACGGCGCCGGUUCACCUGACUUCGGACCAAGAGUCUUGGAUGGUAACUCUGAUCGACGUCGGCAACGUACUGCUAUCGUUACCGGCCGGCAUUAUGAUGGACCGAAUCGGCCGAAAACUGUCUGUGUACUUGACCGUGCCGAUAACGCUAGCCGGCUGGAUAUUGAUACUGACCGCUCGGCAGCCCUGGCACCUGUACGUCGCCCGAUUCUUGCACGGAAGCGCAAUGGCGAUCUCGUUAAUCGUGUCCCCGUCGUACGUGGGUGAGAUGGCCAGCAUAUCUGUCCGGGGAUCGUUAGCCCUGGUGGUCGAGCUGACUUAUGCUUCCGGUCUGCUGCUGUCCUACGUGGUCGGGUGGCUCUCCGACUACGAGACGUUGGCCAUCGUCGGCGCGAUCAUACCCGUUAUCACGGGCCUGUUGAUGGUAUCCAUACCUGAAUCGCCUUACUUCCUCAUGAUGGUCGGCAAACCGGAAGAGGCGGCCCGGUCGUUGAGAAAGUUGCGAAAUUGCGGAGAUGAAGAGUUCGCUGAAGAGCUCGAGAUCGUCAGACUGUCCGUCACCGAAGACAAAUGCAAGGGAAAACUGACGGACCUGCUGCACAGAGACCGGGCGCCGCUGAUCAUCGUGCUCACGUUGGCCGCCCUGCAGAUGGCGUGCGGGGCGAGCGUGAUGGAAGCGUACGCGUCGUCCGUGCUGUACGGAACAGGGCUGUCGCCGAACGCCAGCGCCGUAAUAUUCGGGCUGUUCAUAGUGGUGGCGUGCGUGCCGUUCGCGCUCACCGUGGACAAGUACGGCCGGCGGCCGCUGUUCAUGGCGUCGUGCGUGGGCACCACGCUGUGCCACGUGUUCAUAGCUGUGCUGCUGUCCCAGGACGACGCCGAGUCCGCGAGCAGCUCGCUGGACGGUUGGCUGCUGUUGGCCAGCGUGUGCGGCGCCGAGUUCUUCAUCAACAUCGGGCUCAUGCCCGUGCUGUCCGUCGUCCAGUGCGAGUACUUCCCGUCGGACACCCGGGGCCUGGCCAACUCGGCGGUGGUGUUCACCAUCACGUUCACGUCCACCAUCAUGCUGAAGAUCUACCAGCCGGUGACGGACGCGUACGGCAAGCGCGCCAACUUCGUGGGGUACGCGGUGAUCACCUUCUUGGGCGGCCUGUUCUGUUACUUCUGGGUGCCCGAGACCAAGGGCAAGUCGUUCCUGCAGAUCCAGACGGACUUCGAGACGUACGCUUGGCGCAACGGCAAAACCCGCCGCCGGAACUACGAGCGGAUCUGAUCUGGGACGACUCUCUCCUCCUCCUCCUACUCGACCGCUCGUCAGAACUCAGAGGUGCGUCGCGUACCUGCUCGUGUAGUUAUGUUAUAUUUUGUGUGAGUGUACGUUAUAUAUAGUUAUAAUUAUAAUAUUAUAUUAACGGUUGCCAGCGGUACGUUUUAAACGGUUUCGUCCACGUGAGUUUUGUGGACUUGAGACGAUCGAGACGACUUGAGACUUACGUAUUAUAUCGUUGCUUAGUUGUAUACGCCAAAAUGCGCCACUGAAAUAGGUUUGUUUUAACUUUUAUGUAUAUAUUUUCAUACACAUUCGAUGUGUGUACAUAUACGUUGACGUGAUUUAUAUUAUUUUUAACUUUCGUGAGUUACCUAAAUUCAUUUGCCUGUACACUUUUAUACUAUACGCUUUUAAAUCUUGUUAUUAUAAUAUAAUAUAGUUCGCGGGACGGUAUCGUGCGUGUUAGUACUUUUUCCGAUGACGGCCAAAAUAAAAAAAAAAACGUCGGAUAGAAUACGCAUAUCGCGAGGUAAAAGUACAACACACAAAAUAACCCCGAACAAACAACGUUUAAAUUAUAAUAGAGAUGAUUUUAUACGAUAAAAAAAAAUUAUUCAUACAUACAUUGAAACCAUUUCAUCGCACAAUAUUUAAUUUUAUCGGUAAAUUCAAUCUAAUUUUGAAUAGUUCUACAAAAAAUGGUUAUUUAUAGCAACAGUCAGCGUACUCUUUUCUUUUCAUUCUUAUAAAACACCUACACGCGGUUCAUACCUAACAUAAAUAUAUCCAAAUUGCAUAUUGAUAAUAUUCUUUUGGUAUUGUUAUAAUGAUCUCAGUAAACCCGUAGACACAACAAUGGUAUCUACCUAAUUUAACGGUAAAAUGUACAUUACAAUAUCAAAUUUGCCAUUAUAUUUACUUUUAUUUUACCCACUUAUUAUCUAUAUGUAAAAUGCGUUCAGACUACAGAUCAUUCUCAUUAUUUUUGUGUAUAACGAGAACCAAAAAAAAAACUUGAUGUAUAGAUGUAUAGUACCUACCUAUUUUUGCUUUAAUAAGAAAAUUUUAAUUUUUUCCUAGUCUUAAGUUUUCAACAAAGUAUUAAGUUUAUCAAUAAUAAUAUUUAUAUUAAAUAUAUUUAUACUAACUGUUGUAUUCUUUAAAUAUAAUGAUUAACUUUUGAAGUUAGAAUAAACAAAAAAGUUUUAUAUUAUCCUUA
Molecule: messenger RNA, 2905 nt
Organism: Aphis gossypii (cotton aphid)
Lineage: Eukaryota; Metazoa; Arthropoda; Insecta; Hemiptera; Aphididae
Product: solute carrier family 2, facilitated glucose transporter member 8-like
Exons: 5
Coding region: 292-1689 (465 amino acids)
Biological process (GO): transmembrane transport
Cellular component (GO): membrane
Molecular function (GO): transmembrane transporter activity
Source: RefSeq, a predicted model, not a curated record